Trichechus manatus latirostris (Florida manatee) is the source of this 5600-nucleotide messenger RNA. It is a transcript of the gene TRAPPC8, whose product is annotated as trafficking protein particle complex subunit 8. Gene Ontology annotation, cellular component: TRAPPIII protein complex. Gene Ontology annotation, molecular function: protein binding. The coding region runs from base 499 to 4809 and encodes 1436 amino acids. The transcript has 29 exons. The record is from RefSeq and is a predicted model, not a curated record. Lineage: Eukaryota; Metazoa; Chordata; Mammalia; Sirenia; Trichechidae.
CCCCGUCAGACCACUUCCGGAUCCAGCUUCCCAAUCGGCCUCCGUCGCUCUCCAUCUUCCUCUUCUCAGUUCUUUCUCCCCCGCCUCGCCUGCAGCCUCCUUUAACACUGUCACGUGAGGGGCGAGCGCGGGGGUUGCCGGGAGUAAUACUGCCGGUCGGUCAGGGUUCGGCCUCAAUAUGGCUGUUCGGGUCAGGCAAAGACGAAGGUUCUGCCAUCUGGAGGAUUAAGUGGCGAUUGUCGGCGUCUCCACCUAUUGAGGUGGAAUGCGAGGGCGCCGGGGCGAGCGCUGAGGAGCGACGGUGACAGGGCGGUUGGUGGUGUGUACUCCCGGAGCUGAGGCAGCGGCGUCUAUUCCUUCUACUCGUCUCGGGGCUACAGUGCGGAGCCCCGCCCGGCCGGGCCAGGCCGGCGGGCGGCGGCGGUACUGCUGCAGCCGCAGGAUCAGCCUCUGAGGGUGGGCCGGAGGGCGGCCGCCGCCACUGCUACUGCCGCGGCGAUGGCCCAGUGUGUACAGUCAGUGCAGGAGCUAAUCCCGGACUCAUUCGUUCCCUGUGUCGCCGCGUUAUGCAGCGACGAAGCUGAGCGUCUCACUCGUCGCAAUCACCUCACCUUCGCAGAGCUGCUUAAGCCCUUCUCUCGCCUCACUUCCGAGGUUCACAUGAGAGAUCCUAAUAAUCAGCUUCACAUAAUUAAAAAUUUGAAGAUAGCAGUAAGCAACAUUGUCACCCAACCACCUCAGCCUGGAGCCAUUCGUAAACUUUUGAAUGAUGUUGUUUCUGGCAGUCAACCUGCAGAAGGAUUAGUAGCUAAUGUGAUUACGGCGGGAGAUUAUGACCUCAACAUCAGUGCUACUACUCCAUGGUUUGAAUCUUAUAGAGAUACCUUUCUUCAGUCGAUGCCAGCAUCAGAUCAUGAAUUUCUGAACCACUAUUUAGCAUGUAUGUUGGUAACAUCUUCUAGUGAAGCUGAACCUGUGGAACAGUUUUCAAAGCUGUCACAAGAACAGCAUCGAAUUCAACACAACAGUGAAUAUUCCUACCCUAAGUGGUUUAUACCAAAUACACUUAAAUAUUAUGUACUUUUACAUGAUGUAAGUGCAGGCGAUGAACAGAGAGCUGAUUCAAUUUAUGAAGAAAUGAAACAGAAAUACGGAACUCAGGGUUGCUAUUUACUUAAAAUUAAUUCUCGAACAUCUAAUCGAUCAUCAGAUGAACAGAUACCAGAUCCUUGGAGUCAGUAUCUCCAGAAAAAUAGUAUUCAAAACCAGGAAUCAUAUGAAGAUGUUUCUUGUACUAUAACUUCAAAUAAGAAUUCUGAUAGUAACUUGCUUUCAUUGGAUGGAUUAGAUAACGAAGUCAAAGAUGGCUUACCAAAUAACUUUAGAGCUCACCCACUUCAAUUGGACCAAUCCAGUGACCGUUCUAACAGCAUUGAUGGCCCAGAUCAUGUAAAAUCUGCAUCAUCAUCACAUGAAACAAAGAAAGCAAGUACUGGAAUAACUCAUGGUGCGUGUUUAACCCUUACCGAUCAUGAUAGAAUUCGACAAUUUAUACAAGAAUUCACAUUCCGGGGCCUUUUGCCACAUAUAGAGAAAACAAUUCGGCAAUUAAAUGAUCAGCUAAUCUCGAGAAAAGGUUUGAGUCGUUCUCUAUUUUCUGCAACUAAAAAAUGGUUUAGUGGCAGUAAAGUUCCAGAAAAGAGCAUUAAUGAGCUGAAAAAUACAUCUGGUUUACUGUAUCCACCGGAAGCACCAGAGCUACAAAUCAGGAAAAUGGCUGACUUAUGUUUUUUGGUGCAGCAUUAUGAUUUGGCUUAUAGUUGCUAUCAUACUGCCAAAAAGGAUUUUCUUAAUGAACAAGCAAUGCUUUAUGCAGCUGGUGCCUUGGAAAUGGCUGCAGUGUCAGCUUUUCUUCAGCCAGGAGCACCUAGGCCAUACCCUGCUCAUUACAUGGAUACAGCAAUCCAGACAUACAGGGAUAUUUGCAAGAAUAUGGCGUUGGCUGAAAGAUGUGUAUUGCUUAGUGCUGAAAUUUUGAAAAGCCAAAGCAAAUAUUCAGAGGCUGCAGCUCUCCUAAUACGGUUGACCAGUGAGGAUUCUGAUCUUCGAAGUGCACUUCUUUUGGAACAGGCGGCACAUUGCUUUAUAAACAUGAAGAGUCCCAUGGUUAGAAAAUAUGCAUUUCAUAUGAUACUGGCAGGCCAUCGGUUUAGUAAAGCAGGACAGAAAAAGCAUGCUUUGCGCUGCUAUUGUCAAGCCAUGCAAGUUUACAAAGGAAAAGGCUGGUCUCUUGCAGAGGAUCACAUAAACUUCACUAUUGGGCGCCAGUCCUAUACUCUUAGGCAGCUGGAUAAUGCUGUGUCUGCUUUUAGGCAUAUUUUAAUCAAUGAAAGUAAACAAUCUGCUGCUCAACAAGGGGCCUUCCUCAGAGAAUAUCUUUAUGUUUACAAGAAUGUAAGUCAGCUAUCACCAGAUGGUCCUUUACCACAGCUUCCUUUACCAUAUAUUAACAGUUCAGCAACACGGGUUUUCUUUGGUCAUGACAGACGACCAGCCGAUGGUGAAAAGCAAGCAGCUACUCAUGUAAGUCUUGAUCAAGAAUAUGACUCUGAAUCUUCUCAGCAGUGGCGAGAACUUGAGGAACAAGUUGUGGCUGUGGUUAACAAAGGAACAAUUCCAUCCGGUUUCCAUCCCACACAAUAUUGUUUGAAUAGUUAUUCAGAUAACUCAAGAUUUCCUCUUGCAGUUGUAGAAGAACCAGUAACAGUGGAAGUGGCUUUUAGAAAUCCUUUGAAGGUUCCACUUUUGUUGACUGAUUUGUCAUUGCUCUGGAAAUUUCAACCUAAAGAUUUCAGUGCAAAGGAUAAUGAAGAAGUUAAAGAACUAGUCACAGGUGAACCUGAAAUGAUUGGAACUGAAGUUAUUUCAGAAUUCCUUGUUAAUAGUGAAGAAUCUAAAGUGGCAAGAUUAAAGCUCUUUCCCCAUCACAUAGGAGAGCUGCAUAUUCUUGGAAUUGUUUAUAAUCUUGGCACAGUUCAGGGCUCCAUGACAGUGGAUGGCAUUGGUGCUCUUCCUGGAUGUCACACAGGAAAACAUUCCUUGAGUAGUAUGUCAGUACGAGGGAGACAGGAUUUAGAAAUUCAAGGUCCUCGACUUAACAACACAAAAGAAGAGAAAACGUCCAUUAAAUACGGUCCAGAUCGACGUUUAGAUCCUAUAAUCACUGAGGAAAUGCCACUACUGGAGGUGUUCUUUAUACAUUUUCCUACAGGGCUCCUCUGUGGAGAAAUCCGAAAAGCAUAUGUAGAAUUUGUCAAUGUCAGCAAAUGUCCUCUUACUGGAUUGAAGGUUGUUUCUAAACGUCCAGAGUUCUUUACUUUUGGUGGUAAUACUGCUGUUCUAACACCACUAAGUCCCUCAGCUUCUGAGAACUGUAGUGCUUACAAGACUGUUGUGACAGAUUCUACCUCUGUGUGUACAGCACUCACAUCAUCAGCUUCUUCUGUUGACUUUGGCAUUGGCAUAGGAAGUCAACCAGAGGUGAUUCCUGUUCCUCUUCCUGACACUGUUCUUCUACCUGGAGCUUCAGUCCAGCUACCAAUGUGGUUACGGGGACCGGAUGAAGAAGGUGUCCAUGAAAUUAACUUUUUGUUUUACUAUGAAAGUGUUAAAAGGCAACCCAGAAUACGUCACAGAAUAUUAAGACACACUGCAGUUAUUUGUACUAGCCGAUCUUUGAAUGUACGAGCCACUGUCUGCAGAAGUAAUUCUCUUGAAGAUGAGGAAGGCAGAGGAGGCAAUAUGUUAGUUUUUGUAGAUGUGGAGAAUAUCAAUACUAGUGAAGCAGGUGUUAAGGAAUUCCAUAUUGUACAAGUGUCAAGUAGUAGCAAACACUGGAAGUUACAGAGAUCUGUAAAUCUCUCUGAAAACAAAGAUGCCAAACUUGCCAGUAGGGAGAAGGGAAAGUUUUGUUUCAAGGCAGUAAGAUGUAAGGAAAAAGAAGCUGCUACACAGUCCUCAGAAAAAUAUACCUUUGCAGAUAUCAUCUUUGGAAAUGAACAGAUAGUGAGUUCAGCAAGCCCAUGUGCAGACUUCUUUUAUCAAAGUUUAUCCUCUGAAUUGAAAAAACCACAAGCCCAGCCUUCUGUACAUUCAGAAAAACAGUCAUUAGAGGAUGCAGUGCGAUUGAUUCAAAAGUGCAGUGAGGUGGAUUUGAAUAUUGUCGUAUUAUGGAAGGCGUAUGUCGUGGAAGACAGUAAACAGCUUAUUUUGGAAGGUCAGCAUCAUGUUAUUCUUCGCACUAUAGGAAAAGAAGCCUUUUCAUAUCCUCAGAAACAGGAACCGCCAGAAAUGGAACUGUUAAAAUUUGUCAGGCCAGAAAACACUACAGUUUCCUCAAGACCAUCAGUAGAGCAGCUGUCUAGUCUCAUUAAAACGAGUCUUCACUAUCCAGAAUCAUUUAAUCAUCCAUUUCAUCUAAAAAGCCUUUGUUUAGUACCAGUCACCCUUUUACUUUCCAAUUGUUCUAAAACUGAUGUGGAUGUAAUAGUUGAUCUUCGGCAUAAAACAACAAGUCCAGAAGCAUUGGAAAUCCAUGGAUCAUUCACAUGGCUUGGACAAACACAAUAUAAACUUCAGCUUAAAAGCCAGGAGAUUCGCAGUUUGCAGCUGAAAGCAUGCUUUGUUCACACAGGUGUUUAUAACCUUGGAACUCCUAGGGUAUUUGCUAAGUUAUCGGACCAAGUUACGGUGUUUGAAACAAGUCAGCAGAACUCCAUGCCUGCCCUGAUCAUCAUCAGUAAUGUGUGACGACUUAAAAAUUUGUACUGAAAACAUAAGACUCAGUUUUAUUUUGUGGAAUGGGUUUACAGCAGUAUUUGAAAUACCUAACUUGUUAUGGAGGUUGUUGUCAGGUUACUCAAAAUACUUGUCAAUUUUUUGGUGAUGCAAAGCACGUUGGACUGAGAAUACUUAUAUUCUUCUUUAAACCCUGGUACUAAUUCACACGCUCAUAAUACAGAAUUUCAGCGUAUCUGUGCACCUUAUUAGGCCACAUCUUAAAAAUGUCUAAGUCUGCUGUUACAGGUUAUUGAUGGUAUAUGAAUAUUAGGAGAUGAUUUUGAGGAAGGAAAGACCUUGUUGGCAAUACUCUUUUUAAGCCAGUCUAUAAAUUCCAGCUUUACUGUGAAGUUCUGUAGAGUGUUAAAUACAAAUUUUCCUGUCUUGCUUCACAUAAUUCUCUAAAAUCAGUUUUGAACUUUGGUUAUAGAGUCUUCAUAUUUCAGUAUCUGGUGGUCCCUAUGGCUUAUAUAUAACUUUGUAAAAAGAAAAAUAAAAGUUUUUUCUUAUGCUUUGAGUAUACUUCUGAAAGGAGUUUGACUUUUUUCCCUCAUUCAUCUCAGUAUAGAGUGCACUAUUUCACAACAUGAGAUUUUUUUGUCAUUUAAACUAUCAUAUUCUUUAUUAUGUAACUUUAACAAUUGAGUUGAUCUGUUUAAAAUAUAAAUCUACUCAAGGUAAUUAAAAAUAAGCUUUUCACAAAUGUAUUAUAUUUAUAACAAAUGUACUGUAAAUAGAAUAAAGACAUGAUAUUCACUGUA